AUGGCCAAGAAUCCCAACGACUCUUUCUCCUUUUCUAGGAGGUAUUUCAACUUCAGAAAGAAGGUUGAAGAUGAAGAAGAUGAUAUGGAAGAAAUCUUGAACUUCAGCUCCUCUUCAGAUGACAAGGAGCUGAAUUUUCCUGGGCGUUCAUUAUCUGCAGGUCCAAUGAACGAACCCAAGAAAAAGAAGCAGCCACUGGGGGCGUUUUCUAAGAUACGGUCUGUACUUUCAUUAGGCAAGAAUCGAACACAUCUCUCAUCCGGGCUGGGGACAAAAAUUGUGGGCACGCUUUUUGGGUAUAGAAGGGGGCGUGUGCAUUUUGCAUUUCAAGAGGAUUUCAAGUUGAGCCCAGCAUUUUUGGUUGAACUUGCAACUCCAACAAGCAUUUUGGUAAAAGAAAUGGCUUCUGGGCUUGUGAGAAUUGCACUUGAAUGUGACAAAAAGACAGAGAAAAAGGGUGUGAAGCUUUUAGAGGAGCCUAUUUGGAGGACUUACUGUAAUGGGAAGAAAUGUGGAUAUGCAGUGAGACGUGAGUGUGGGCCAGAGGAGUGGAAGAUCUUGAAUUCUAUUGGUCGAAUUUCCAUGGGUGCAGGGGUGUUGCCUGGUGCGGGAAAUGGGGUGGAACCAGAGGGGGAAUUAAUGUACAUGAGAGCAAAAUUUGAGAGAGUUGUGGGGUCUAAAGAUUCUGAAGCUUUUUACAUGAUGAACCCUGAUGGCCAUGGAGGUCCUGAACUUAGCAUUUAUUUGCUUAGAGUUUGA
Molecule: messenger RNA, 759 nt
Organism: Fraxinus pennsylvanica
Lineage: Eukaryota; Viridiplantae; Streptophyta; Magnoliopsida; Lamiales; Oleaceae
Source: the annotation of a GenBank genome assembly